GGUCACGUCCUUCGUGCACCACUAACAAGCAUGCCGUCUCCUUUUCUAAGAUUGGAAUGUCAACUCCACGCUUGCCCCCAUCUAGUUACAAUCUCUCGCGCAAUUAAGUGAAAGCAAACUGUGGAUCAUAUUGUGGAUUUUGCUUCAUAUACAUCUGCGUCUGUCUCUCCUACACAGUUACGUGACUCAAAUCAGUUUCAGUUCAAUAACCAGAAAAUGAGCGGCAAAGCCCCAUCUAGGUCGUACGACAUGAUAAUGAAGUUGCUCCUUGUUGGAGAUUCCGGAGUUGGAAAAUCGUGCUUGUUGUUGCGUUUCGUCGAGGACAAAUUUAAUCCUUCUUUCAUCACGACAAUUGGGAUCGACUUUAAAAUCAGAACGAUCGAAAGUAAGGGCAAGAAAAUCAAGUUGCAGGUCUGGGACACUGCUGGCCAAGAAAGAUUCAGAACCAUCACCACGGCUUAUUAUAGGGGUGCCAUGGGCAUUGUUUUGAUAUACGAUGUUACUGAUGGCCGCACGUUUGAAAACGUUGAGAACUGGUUUGAAACCGUGACUCAACACGCGAAUGAAGACGCCCAGAUUUUCUUGGUCGGCAACAAGUGUGAUGACGAAGAGAGUAGGCAAGUUUCGCGUGAACAAGGACAGCUGUUGGCGUCCAAGUUGAAUAUCCCCUUUUUGGAAGCCUCUGCUAAGACCAACGACAACGUGGAUUCCAUCUUCUACGAGUUGGCAGGUAUCAUCCAGGAAAAACACGUGGACGCCGAGCCUCAACAGAGUGCUGGGGGUGUUGAUGUUUCCAAGGGCAAUGGUGCUUUCUCAAGCACUUGCUGUUAAAUUGUGUGAGUCCUUGGAAAUGCCCUGGCGAUAUAUCUGCCUUGCGAACUAUUUUCUCUUUUAGUGUGACCACAUAAUACCUAAUUCUUUGUUCUAUUUGGCUUUGAGACGCGUGUGCAGACAGCUGGUGAAGGUUUUUAUCGUG
Messenger RNA from Metschnikowia bicuspidata var. bicuspidata NRRL YB-4993, 976 nucleotides. It is a transcript of the gene SEC4, whose product is annotated as Rab family GTPase. NCBI's taxonomy places the organism in Eukaryota, Fungi, Ascomycota, Pichiomycetes, Serinales, Metschnikowiaceae. Gene Ontology annotation, molecular function: GTPase activity; GTP binding. Gene Ontology annotation, cellular component: endosome; plasma membrane. Gene Ontology annotation, biological process: protein secretion; protein localization to plasma membrane; regulation of exocytosis. The transcript has a single exon. Bases 217 to 831 code for a protein of 204 amino acids. The record is from RefSeq and is a predicted model, not a curated record.